Phytophthora sojae is the source of this 855-nucleotide messenger RNA. RefSeq lists its product as hypothetical. The record is from RefSeq and is a predicted model, not a curated record. The transcript is spliced from 4 exons. Gene Ontology annotation, cellular component: P-body; CCR4-NOT core complex; CCR4-NOT complex. NCBI's taxonomy places the organism in Eukaryota, Oomycota, Peronosporomycetes, Peronosporales, Peronosporaceae. Gene Ontology annotation, biological process: negative regulation of translation; mRNA catabolic process. The coding region runs from base 1 to 855 and encodes 284 amino acids.
AUGGAGGAGCAGUUGUACGCGCUGGUGCUGGAGCUGUCGUCGCCCGAGCAGCGCGAGAGUGCGCUGCUGGAGCUGAGCAAGAAACGCGAGGAGUUCCCGGAGCUGGCGCCCAUCCUCUGGCACUCGUUCGGCACGGUGGCGGCGCUGCUGCAGGAGAUCGUGGCCAUCUACCCGCUGCUCUCGCCCCCGCAGCUCACGGCGCACGCCUCCAACCGCGUGUGCAACGCGCUGGCGCUGCUGCAGUGCGUGGCCUCGCACUCGGAGACGCGCACGCACUUUCUCAAUGCGCACAUCCCGCUGUACCUGUAUCCGUUCCUGAACACGGUGAGCAAGAAUCGCCCGUUCGAGUAUCUGCGGCUGACGAGUCUCGGCGUGAUUGGCGCGCUGGUUAAGAUUGACGACUCGGACGUCAUCAACUUCCUGCUGCAGACGGAGAUCAUCCCGCUGUGCCUCCGCAUCAUGGAGGCCGGCAGCGAGCUGUCCAAGACGGUGGCCACGUUCAUCGUGCAGAAGAUCCUGCUGGACGACAUGGGGCUCACGUACAUCUGCCACACGCCCGAGCGGUUCUACGCCGUGGGCACGGUGCUCAGCAAGAUGGUGGCGGUGCUGGUGGAGGCGCCUGCCCCUCGCCUGCUCAAGCACAUCAUCCGCUGCUACUUGCGCCUCUCGGACAACCCGCGAGCGAAGGAGGCGCUCCGUCAGUGCUUGCCCGAGGCUCUGCGUAACCACACGUUUGACGAGGCGCUCAAGGAGGACGCCACGACUAGCCGCUGGCUGGCGCAGCUGCUGUACAACAUCAGCACGGACGCUAGUGUGGGCGCUGGGGCGGUCCAGGGAGCACGUCUCUCCAGUUAG